Messenger RNA from Drosophila bipectinata, 1402 nucleotides. It is a transcript of the gene Baldspot, whose product is annotated as elongation of very long chain fatty acids protein baldspot. NCBI's taxonomy places the organism in Eukaryota, Metazoa, Arthropoda, Insecta, Diptera, Drosophilidae. The record is from RefSeq and is a predicted model, not a curated record. Gene Ontology annotation, molecular function: fatty acid elongase activity. Gene Ontology annotation, cellular component: endoplasmic reticulum membrane. Gene Ontology annotation, biological process: fatty acid elongation, saturated fatty acid; fatty acid elongation, polyunsaturated fatty acid; very long-chain fatty acid biosynthetic process.
UUAUUAAACAAAACGUGUAACGCGUGCGUUGAACGCCCAAUAGUAGUUUGGCCAGCGAUUUGCCAGAGGAGGCGCAACAAAACUGGACAUAUAAACCCUGCAACUUAGCCACCAUACAGACCCAUCCAACCCACCAGCCUACCAGUCCAGCCCAGCCAGACCAGCACAAUGAUCAACAUGGACAUCAGCGUGACCCCCAACUACUCGUACAUCUUUGACUUCGAGAACGACUUCAUCCACCAGCGGACACGCAAAUGGAUGCUGGAGAACUGGACAUGGGUGUUCUACUACUGCGGCAUCUACAUGCUGGUCAUAUUCGGGGGUCAGCACUUUAUGCAAAAUCGGCCGAGAUUUCAACUUCGAGGUCCUCUGAUCAUAUGGAACACAAUGCUGGCCAUGUUCAGCAUCAUGGGUGCUGCUCGUACUGCCCCGGAGCUGCUGCACGUGCUGCGUCACUACGGACUCUUCCACUCCGUUUGUGUGCCCAGCUACAUCGAACAAGAUCGCGUUUGCGGCUUCUGGACCUGGCUCUUUGUGCUCAGCAAGCUGCCGGAGCUGGGCGACACGAUAUUCAUUGUGCUCCGCAAGCAGCCUCUGAUCUUCCUGCAUUGGUACCAUCACAUCACCGUGCUGAUCUACUCGUGGUUCAGCUACACGGAAUACACCAGCUCGGCACGCUGGUUCAUCGUGAUGAACUACUGCGUCCACUCGGUGAUGUACAGCUACUAUGCCCUGAAGGCGGCCCGCUUCAAUCCGCCCCGGUUCAUUGCGAUGAUCAUCACGUCACUGCAGCUGACGCAGAUGAUAAUCGGUUGUGCGAUCAAUGUGUGGGCCAACGGAUUCCUGAAGACACACGGCACCCAGUCAUGCCAUAUCUCGCAGCGCAACAUCAACCUCUCGAUCGCCAUGUACUUCAGCUACUUUGUACUGUUUGCGCGCUUCUUCUACAAGGCUUACCUGGCGCCCGGCGGUCACAAGAGCCGGCGCAUGGCUGCCUCCCUGGCGGCCCAGAAUGCGGUCAAGCAGUCGAGCAGUCCGCCCCAGGACAGGGAUGUCACCUCAAAGUUCAUGGUUGGCGGCGAGGAUCAGGCCGCCUAUCUGCGCAAGACCAAGGCGCAGUAAAGGAGACCGACCUACCCAUAUCCCCUACCUACCAUUUCCCUAUCACUCUCCCUGUUAACGGCUAAGGACAUUUAUUUAUGUAGCGAGGUGUACGAGUUGUUUUUUAAUUUUAAUCCCGGGUGGCACACACACUGUAACUGCAACACACACACGGUUGGAUUGUCGGGAGACAGUUUAAUUUUUAAUUUAAGAAAAAAGUUGUACCGACACAGGCAUGCAAGCGAUACUUUAUAUAUCUUGAAAGUGUAUAUAAAAAAAAAAUAGAAAGCAAAAGCAUAUA